AUGGUGUACAACACAGAGGCCACGGAGUGGCCCUCGUUUGAAAUCAAUCCCGCGAUCAAAGACCUGAUCUCGCGGUUUUUCAAGCUGCUCGACACACAGGACAGCAGCGUGGGCAACGUUCUGGCAGAUGAGAUCUUCGCACUCAACGGCCGUGCGGAGUUUGGAGGCCAUUUCUUCAACGGCAAAGAAGAGAUUCGAGGGUCGAGAGACAGUGCCUGGAAAGUUGUGACGGAGCGGCGCCACGCUGUCCUCAAAGUCUUCUCGGCAGACCUAGAAGGCAGUGAUUUGUCUUUAAUCGGACACGUCGAGAUGUCUUUCAACAACGGGAAGAGCGUCGAGGGCGAGUUUGCCGGACGAUUGGGCGUCGAAGGCGCUACAGGCUCUUCUCCCAAACUGACGCUGUAUCAAGUCUGGGCUGACUCUGCCCCUGUCAACCGUGCUCUCAUUCGUGAAUGA
Molecule: messenger RNA, 456 nt
Organism: Fonsecaea nubica
Lineage: Eukaryota; Fungi; Ascomycota; Eurotiomycetes; Chaetothyriales; Herpotrichiellaceae
Exons: 3
Coding region: 1-456 (151 amino acids)
Source: RefSeq, a predicted model, not a curated record